GAAGGGCGUGGCUUUAGCGGGCUCAGGUGUUUACCUGCUGGAGUGUCUGACUGAUGCAGAAACGCCGCGAGGAUCAAAUGAACGAAGCGGAUUUACCGGAAAUAUAAAGUUCUUUUUUUCCACGUUUCUGUGGAUCUGAAAGACAAUGGAAGAUUUUCACCUGAACAACCUGACCUGCAGCAACGGAUCUUUGCUGACAUGGAGGUGUGGCUCAGAGAACGCAGUAUGUGUGGUCACCACCAGUCUGAUGAACACUCACCUGAAUGAGAGCCUGCCGACAGCAGGGCAGCAGACCUACACAGUUUACAACAUGUGGCUGGGCUUGGUCCUGGCACUGCUGUCCGCCUUCCUGAUUGGUGGGAGCGUCAUUCUGAAGAAGAAAGCUCUCCUUCGAUUGGCUAGAAAUGGACAGACUAGAGCAGGAGAAGGAGGUCACGGUUACCUGAAGGACUGGCUGUGGUGGGGAGGUCUUCUAACCAUGGGAGCUGGAGAGUUGUGUAACUUUGCUGCGUACAUGUUUGCUCCGGCCACGCUGGUCACGCCGCUCGGCGCUCUGAGCGUCCUCAUCAGUGCAGUUCUGUCCUCCUACCUGUUGGGGGAGAUGCUGAACAUCGUCGGGAAGCUGGGCUGCUUUCUGUGUGUGCUGGGGAGCGUUCUGCUGGUUAUUCACGCCCCCCAGGAGCAGGAAGUGACAUCACUGCGGGACAUGACCAACAAGCUGCUGGAACCUGGUUUCCUGGCGUACGCGGCGCUGGUGUUGGUGCUCUGCGCCGUGCUCAUCUUCUAUGUUUGUCCUCGGUGGGGGCGCUCCAACAUCCUGAUCUACAUCAGCAUCUGCUCGCUGCUCGGGGCCUUCACCGUGUCAUCGGUCAAAGGGCUCGCCAUCGCCAUCAACACUGUAAUGACAGACCUCUCUGUGCUGACCAACCCGCUCACCUGGAUCCUGCUCUUCACCCUCAUCGCCUCCAUAGUAAUUCAGGUGAACUACCUGAACAAGUCUCUGGACACCUUCAACACCCUGCUGGUGUACCCCAUCUACUACGUCCUCUUCACGUCAGUGGUCCUGUCCACCUCCAUCAUCCUCUUCCAGGAGUGGAGCAGCAUGUCGGCGGUGGACAUCGUCACCACGCUGGGCUCCUUCCUGGUCAUCGUGGUGGGCGUGGCCAUGCUGCACCUCUUCAGAGAAAUGCAGAUCACAGUCAGAGACCUGACCAAUCAGCUGUCUCAAGCUGUGGAGAGGGAGGGGCUUACAGGUGAGGGCUCAGCAGCCAGAAGAGAAGGAGUGCAGAAGAAGGAAGACAAAUACGGACUGAUUGAUAAUGUAGUGAUAGAGAGUCUUCCUCCCAUGAGAGAGGAGGGGCCCAGAGUCUUCAUCAUCAGCUGAUGCACUUCCUGUUGGACUAGAGCUGCAGCUUCACGAUGCUCUGAAGAGACGCUCUUCCUCCUGUCGUCCAUCAUCCAUCCAUCUUCUUCUGUUCAUCCAUCCAUCCAUCCAUCCUCUACUGUUCAUCCAGAGUUGCAGGAACUGCAGUUAAAGGAAACUUCUCAGACUUUUUUCUUCAGAGGAAUCCCAAACCAUCCCAGAGACGUCUCUCCGGCGUGUCUGGGGUCUUUCCAAGAUGCAGAUCUUCAUUGUUCUUCUGGUUUUAGAACCUGAAGUUGUUGAAGCUGUUAAGGUGCAUUCACACCGAACGCGAUUCACACGGCAGAAGCAGAAAGCUCCACUGACAAUCAAAGGAACAGGCGCGCUCUGAGGUGAAUUGAAGUCCCGCGGCGUGAUAUGAGCGACAGGCGUGCCAUGGGAGUCUGCCAGCAGCGCGAUUUGAGCGACGAGGCUUGAAUUGGGCGGAACAGCCGAAACCAAAAUACCUGAAGUUUGACUGGUCCCUUUGUCACAUCAGCCAAUCAGGAACUCAGCUUUGGUCACAUGACGUUUUCAGUGACUCGAUUAGCGGACAGAAUAUUAUUCCAAAGUAAGCGGCUUUGGCGUGAAAUUUCAACUUUUCCAUUAACCUGCUGAAGCUGCAGGUUCUCAGAGCUCAUCCGGCUACAUUUUGGUGAAGGCGGGAAACACUCUGGAGGACAACUUGGCGACUUUUGCUCCCAUGGCGGAGCUCACUCGCUCAAUAUGCCGGCAGAGAGAGAGAGAGAGACGCCGUGGAGGCUGCCGGCUUGGGUCUCAUCGAGACAUUAAAAAAAGGAAAAAUGUCUCUUAACUUGAUUUUACCCCUCGGAUUAAUACGAAACAGAGAGCCUUCAAGCUCAGCCACAGAAACACAGAGACACAGUGGAAGCGGCUGUCAAACAGACCCAACUCCCUGUACCAGGAAAAUCUUUGAAUAAUAAUCAUAUGAACCCAAACAUGGAGACAUGAUUACGGAUGUUUCUGUAGAACUCUACACACUAAAUGAACCUGAUCCAUCAACAUCAUCUGUGUCUUCAUACGUUCUAAGUGAGAUAUCCACAGACAGAGCUGGUAGCUCCUCCCACAUCUGGCCACGGCGUCAGGAACACAUUUUGGACCGGCGGCGAGCAGCAAAUUUGGUGAAAGGGGGGGCGGGGCACGCAAAUUUGUCGCUCAAAUCGCGUUCGGCGUGAAUGCACCGCAAUAACCGGGAAAUAAAAGUAGAGGUUUUGGAGACUUUGGUUUAUUUUCUAAACA
This is a messenger RNA of Oryzias melastigma (Indian medaka), 2662 nucleotides long. It is a transcript of the gene nipal4, whose product is annotated as NIPA like domain containing 4. The transcript is spliced from 10 exons. NCBI's taxonomy places the organism in Eukaryota, Metazoa, Chordata, Actinopteri, Beloniformes, Adrianichthyidae. Gene Ontology annotation, molecular function: magnesium ion transmembrane transporter activity. Gene Ontology annotation, biological process: magnesium ion transport. Gene Ontology annotation, cellular component: membrane. The record is from RefSeq and is a predicted model, not a curated record. The coding region runs from base 146 to 1384 and encodes 412 amino acids.